AUGUCCUCUGUACCAACCUCCGAAGGAAACCUUACGGAAACAGAAAAGAAGUUUCUGCAAGAUCAAUCCGAUAUUGAAAUAUACAAAGAACAAGAAAAUAUCCACAAGGAAGAUCCAGAAGACGAAUAUUUGAAAGUCAAGGAUCGAGAAGAUUCAUACAAUAUUAUUUACGAAUUUCUCAAACAAUUGAGUCCACAGACAGAAUUGUGGAGAAUAAGUGUUCCAGCAUAUAUUCUUCAACCAAUCUCAUUGUUAGAGAAAAUUUCUCACUACUCAUCUCCGAAUAAUACAAUUGAGAAGAUCAAUGAAGAACAAUCUCCAGAGAAGAGAUUUAUUUCAAUUUUGGCUUGGGUAAUUAGUAAACUAUUCCUCGUCAUGUUUAACGAGGAAUAUAUUGUAAAUCACCCUCCUGUUAGCGUCAGCAAUGUGUUGUGGGGAUCUACUGUCAUUGAGAUUUAUGACUAUCUCAAGAUUAAUUGUCCAAAAACUGGUUUCAAUGCUUCCAUUUAUUUUGACUAUGGAAAAGACAAUUACUUGAGUGGAUAUAUUUAUGAUGCGGAUGGUUACAAGAAACAUUGGAUUGAAGGAAAGGUGAAUCAAUCGGUUGAAAUUCAAGACUUAUCAACAAAGGAAAAGAAACUCUUGUACUCAGUAGAAACCUUAACUCGUCCACCAAAAACGAUUAGACCUGUUCAUGAACAAGAGCCAAGAGAAUCCAGAAGAAAUUGGCAUAAGGCUAUUUAUGCAUUGAAGAAGGAAGACUUUGAGGAGGCUCAACUUCAAAAACACCUGGUUGAGGAGAGAAAAGAGCGAUCAGAAAAGAAAGAGCUGAAGCUGGUAUUACAUGGACUCCAAAAUACUUUGUAUUGGAAGGUGAAAAACGAUGGGUUCUCAAGAGUUUGGAUUGUUUGA
Molecule: messenger RNA, 912 nt
Organism: Naegleria fowleri
Lineage: Eukaryota; Heterolobosea; Eutetramitea; Acrasida; Naegleriidae
Exons: 2
Coding region: 1-912 (303 amino acids)
Cellular component (GO): membrane; intracellular membrane-bounded organelle; cytosol
Molecular function (GO): sterol binding
Source: RefSeq, a predicted model, not a curated record